GGUGCCUCCUAGCUGUGCGGAGCCGCCGGGAAUGCAGCGGGACCGGGACACGGGCUGAGCCGAGAGCAUCUCUGCAGGCGGGCAGCUGGGCAGCCGAGACAGGGGCGGCGUCGGCUGCUAGCGCCCGGGAGGUAUACUGACUGAAGUUUACAAAGGAGAAGAACCAUCAUUAGCUAGGAGAAUUUGCUGCAAGGAAUGGAAUUAGCUCAUAGCUUGCUGCUGAACGAAGACGCAUAUAACCAACUCGGUGAAGUGCAGAAGGCUGAAUUUAUUUUUGAGUGGUUGAGAUACUUGGAGAAGUUCUUGCUGGCAACCAGCCGGAAUGACGUGAAGGAGAAGCAGAAGACGCUUGCUGAUCAGCUCCUGUCGUUGUUGAGCAGCUCCCCGGGGCCUCCUACUCGCAAGCUCCUUGCUAAGAGUCUCGCUGUGCUUUAUAGUGUUGGAGAUACUUUCUCUGUUUAUGAGACAAUCGAUAAAUGUAAUGAUCUUAUUCGUAGCAAAGAUGAUUCUCCAAGUUACCUUCCCACAAAACUUGCUGCUGUGGUAUGUCUGGGUUCCUUGUACAAGAAGUUGGGUAGAAUACUGGGAAAUACUUUUACUGAUACAGUGGGGAAUAUUCUUAAAGCUAUGAAGAGUGCAGAGUCUCAAGGUCGAUAUGAGAUUAUGCUCAGUCUGCAGAAUAUAUUGAAUGGCCUCGGAGCUGCUGCAGCGCCAUGCCACAGGGAUGUUUAUAAAGCGGCCAGAUCCUGCUUAACGGAUAGGUCCAUGGCAGUUCGUUGUGCUGCUGCAAAGUGUCUUCUUGAACUUCAGAAUGAGGCCGUCUUUAUGUGGAGCACAGACCUGGACAGUGUGGUCACACUAUGUUUUAAGUCCUUUGAAGGUUCCAAUUAUGAUGUGCGGAUUUCAGUUUCAAAGCUACUGGGGACAGUACUGGCCAAAGCUAUAAUUUCUAAGCAUCCAGGAGCAGCUUCUCGGCAAAACAUUCGCAGAGUAUCUCUGGAGGAAGUUUUGGAAUUACUGGGAACAGGCUUUCUACGUGGGAGUUCUGGAUUUCUUCGAGCCAGUGGAGAUAUGCUGAAAGGAACCAGUUCAGUCAGUAGGGAUGUUCGAGUUGGAGUUACUCAGGUUGGAGCUUAUGUGGUAUUUGUUUCAACAUUAGGAGGAGUUUGGCUAGAGAAAAACUUUGCUGUCUUUCUUUCUCACGUCCUAAGCCUUGUGUCGCAGUCACAUCCUAAAGCCACCCAAACUCAGAUCGAUGCUGUCUGCUGUCGCCGUUGCAUUUCAUUUAUUCUUCGAGCUACUAUCGGUGGCCUUCUUGGAGAAAAGGCUCAGAUCGCUGCUGCAAAGGACAUCUGUCAGGCCAUCUGGAAGCUAAAGAAAGAUGUGGAUGCUAUAUUGAGUGAUGGUAAUUUGGAAACCCGGCUCAGUUCCACAGAUGUAGCAGCCAGUCAGCAUAUGCUCGUGUGUGCUUUACAAGAACUUGGAAAUCUCAUAUACAGUCUCAGCACGACAGCCGCACCUUUGCUGCAGGAUUCCAGUACAGGCCUCCUUGACGGUGUCCUUUCGGCACUUCCGCACCCCAGCACCUCCGUCCAGCUGGCGGCAGCCUGGUGCUUGCACUGCGUUGCUGUGGCCCUCCCCGCCUACCUGACCCCGCUCCUAGACCGCUGCCUUGAGCGCCUCAGUGUGCUGAAGUCUUCGCCCGAGGCGGUGACUGGCUUCAGUUUCGCUGUGGCAGCUUUGCUGGGUGCCGUAAAGCAUUGUCCUUUGGGAAUUCCUCAUGGAAAGGGCAAGAUCAUUAUGAUGUUGGCAGAGGACUUGCUGUGUUCUGCUGCUCAGAACAGUCACCUGUCCAUUCAACGCACACAAGCGGGGUGGUUGCUGAUUGCUGCUCUAAUGACGUUAGGUCCUGCGGUUGUCAGUCAUCAUCUUGCUCGAGUUCUGCUGUUGUGGAAGUGCGUCUUUCCAGUGUCCCCUAGUGACCUGGAGACAGAAAAAAGUCGAGGAGACUCAUUUACGUGGCAAGUCACCCUGGAAGGCCGAUCGGGGGCUCUCUGUGCUAUUAAAAGCUUUGUUUCCCACUGCGGUGAUCUCCUCACGGAGGAAGUAACCCAGCAUCUUCUGCCACCACUUCCUUGUGCUGUGGAUUUGCUAACUCAGCUUUCUUCAAUACUGAAAAUAUAUGGAAGUCCUUUAAAAACACCAUCAGUAGUUUAUAGACAAAGGCUUUAUGAACUACUGAUUUCACUACCUCCUGAGGCCUAUAAAGGGAACUUCUGUGCUGUCCUCAAAGAGUUGGCUGCUGACUUGACUGCUGUGGAUACACAGGUGGCAUCUACAUGCUUACUUCCGGCCCUUUGUCACCAAGAUGAUCUCUUGAUACUAAGUCCUCUGCUGCAGGAAACAGACCAUAGAUUUAUUGAGGAGCAGCUCCUGCUUGGUAAUGGUAUGGCUUGUGGAAGUCUAGAAUAUGACCCUCACUCUAUUUAUGAGAAGAAUGUAGAGGGGGAUUCCGUACCUAAGCCCCUCCCACCAGCACUGUCCAUUAUUAGCUCUGCAGCCAAGCUCUUUGGAGUUGUCUGUGCUCAUGUAGGAGAAGCUCAGAGGCUUCUGGUAUUGGAACAACUUUUGAGCAGUAUGAAGCACACAAAAGGAGCUCGUCAGCAGACAGUCCAGUUACACAUUGUUUCUGCUAUUUCUAGUUUCUUGAAGUACACAGCUACCUCCAAGGGAAGUAUAGGUCCAGAAGAAAUAAGACGACUUGUCUUAACAUUAGUGCUGGCAGCCCUCGAAAGUCCCAACACCCUUUUGAGAUGUGCAGCUGCUGAGGCAUGGGCUAGAUUAGCCCAAGUGGUGGAUGAUGCAGUUUUUACUACUGGCUUAGCUCAAGUCAGCUUUGACAAAUUGAAGUCAGCAAGAGAUGUAGUUACCCGAACGGGCCAUUCACUGGCUUUGGGAUCCCUACCUCGGUACUUAGGAGGAACAGGUUCUUCUCAACACAUGGAUUCUUGCAUCAGAGUCCUUUGCACCCUAUCUCAAGACAGUACCUCCCCUGACGUGCAGACCUGGGCACUCCAUUCUCUGUCACUGAUCAUUGAUUCUGCUGGUGCACUCUAUCACGUGCAUGUGGAACCUACCCUUUCACUCAUCAUCAGGUUGUUGUUAAACGUGCCUCCUACUCACGCGGAAGUUCACCAGAGUCUUGGUCGCUGCUUGAAUGCCCUUAUUACCACAUUAGGCCCAGAGCUACAAGGUAACAAUACUUCAGUUUCUACCUUAAGGACGUCCUGUCUGUUGGGUUGUGCAGUGAUGCAGGAUAACCCAGACUGCCUUGUCCAAGCUCAGGCCAUCUCCUGCCUUCAGCAGCUUCAUAUGUUUGCUCCGCAGCAUGUCAACUUAUCUGGCCUGGUGAGCUGCCUCUGUGUGAAUCUCUGCAGUCCCUACUUGUUGUUGAGAAGAGCAGUUCUCGCAUGUCUGCGUCAGCUCGUGCAGAGGGGAGCAGCUGAAGUCUCUGAGCACGCUGUCACGCUGGCCAAGGACUACAGAGGAGAAUGGACUCUGGGUGUGAACAUCAGAGAAGUGGGCCUAGAGGGGGCAUUGCUGGCCUUACUAGACAGAGAGACAGAUCAGAGCUUAUGCCAUGAUAUCAGAGAGACUUUAAGUCAUAUGAUUACAUCUAUGGCUGUGGGAAAGCUCUCUCUUUGGUUAAAGCUCUGUAAGGAUGUGCUGGCUGCGUCAGCUGAUUUCACAGCUUGUGUGGACACAAUGCAAGAGGAGGAGGGAGAUCGGGGCGAUGAUGCCUCAGUUCUGACUAACAGAAGUGAUGAAAGGUCCCAUCCUUUCACCAAUCCCCGGUGGACCACACGAGUCUUUGCUGCUGAGUGUGUCUGUAGGAUAAUUAAUCAGUGUGAGAAUGCACACAGUGCACAUUUUGACGUUGCUUUAGCACAGGAAAUGAAAAAAAGUGAUUCAAGAAAUGACUUUUUGGUGCUACAUCUUGCGGACUUAAUUCGCAUGGCUUUUAUGGCUGCCACGGACCACAGUGACCAGCUCCGUCUUUCUGGCCUUGAGACACUGUUAGUUGUUAUUCGACAAUUUGCAAAAAUCCCAGAACCAGAAUUUCCAGGCCAUGUGAUUCUGGAACAGUAUCAAGCCAAUGUAGGAGCAGCACUUAGACCAGCCUUCACUUCAGAGACACCACCUGAUAUCACUGCCAAAGCUUGUCAGGUUUGCAGUGCCUGGAUAGCGAGUGGAGUUGUAAGUGAUCUUAGUGAUCUCCGGAGAGUUCAUCAGCUGCUUGUUUCCUCACUUACAAAAAUACAGGCUGGAAAAGAAGCUCUGAGUCACUUAUACAGUGAAAGUGCUUCUACUAUGGAGAUUUUAGCUGUGCUAAAAGCCUGGGCAGAGGUCUAUAUAAUUGCUGUACAAAGACAUAAAAACCACAAACAAACUUCGAAGACUACCCCCUGUUCAGAAGACAGUGUCAGAAGUGGGUCUCGUACAUCAGCAGGCCUCCUUGACUUGGUCCGCACAGAUGUGGGCACACUGAGCAGGCUCUGGCUUGCUGCACUUCAGGAUUUUGCUCUCCUAACUUUGCCUUCAGAGUUUGCUUCCCAACUUCCAGUUGAAGGUGGUGCUUUCUACACAGCAGAGACGAGCGAAAAUGCAAAAGUGCAUUAUCACAGCUCCUGGGCGCUCAUCCUCCAUGCUGCAGCUCUGUGGCUUACAAGCACAGGCUUUGUUGUUGCUGACCCAGAUGAAGAAGUGGCUAAUCUCUCAAGGCCAGUCACACCGACUUCCAUGUGUCAGGACUCAUCAGCUGGGGCCCUGGUGAAGUCCCCCGAGGAUGUCUACACUGACAGAUUCCAUCUGAUUUUAGGAAUCAGCGUGGAGUUUCUGUGUUCGCUACACUCCGACGCAACCAUGGAAAGCAUUACUGCUUGUUUACACGCACUGCAGGCCCUUCUCGAGAUUCCUUGGCCCAGAUCUCAAAUUGGCAGUGACCAGGACUUGGGCAUUGAGUUGCUGAAUGUACUACACCGAGUAAUUUUGACCCGGGAAUCGCCUUCCAUUCAGCUGGCUUCUCUUGACGUGGUAAGGCAGGUCAUCUGUGCAGCUCAAGAGCACGUGAAGGAGAAAAGACGAAGUGCAGAAGUUGAUGAUGGGGCUGCUGAAAAGGAAACCUUGCCGGAGUUUGGUGAAGGGAAGGACACAGGAGGACUUGUGCCAGGGAAGUCUUUGGUCUUGGCAGCGCUGGAACUGUGUGUGUGCAUCCUAGUUAGGCAACUCCCGGAGCUGAACCCUGAACUGACGGGUAGCCCAGGAGUGAAAGAUGCCAGCCCACAGAGCCUGUCCGAGGAUGGGACUAGACUGGUUUCAGCUGCCUUGGCUAUCCUUGCUGAGCUUCCUGCCCUGUGCUCUCCUGAAGGAAGCAUCUCAAUUCUCCCCACUAUAUUGUAUCUCACAAUUGGAGUCCUCCGAGAAACUGCUGUGAGAUUACCUGAAGGCCAGUUAUCUCCAACAGUUGCAGCUUCUCUGCAGGCUCUGAAAGGAAUAUUAUCCUCCCCCAUGGCCCGAGCAGAAAAGAGCCGUGCUGCUUGGACUGUCCUUCUCCAAAGUGCUUUAGCAACAGUUCUUGACUGCUGGAAUCCAGUUGAUGGAACACAUCAAGAACGUGAUGAAGUCAGCCUGCUUACUGCCAUCACAGUAUUUAUUUUGUCUACGGGUCCAGAAGUGACUACCAUCCCAUGCCUUCAGAAGCGCUGCAUUGAGAAAUUUAAGACUGCCCUUCAGAUAAAAGAUCCUGGGAUACAAAUCAAGACCUAUCAGCUCCUACAUUCCAUUUUUCAGUAUCCAAAUCCAGCUGUUUCCUACCCGUACAUUUACUCUUUAGCAUCUUCUGUUGUGGAAAAACUGCAGGAAAUAGACAAGAGAAAACCUGAAGAUACUAAUGAGCUGCAUAUCUUUCAAGAAAGCAUAAAGGUUUUAGAAGCACUGGUUACCAUUGCCGAAGAACAACAUCGCCCUCAGCUGGUGGCCUGUCUUCUGCCUAUUCUCAUUUCCUUCCUUCUGGAUGAGAAUGCUCUGGGAUCAGCAACCUCCAUUAUGAGAAGACUACACGACUUUGCUUUGCAAAAUCUCAUGCAGAUUGGACCUCAGCAUUCAUCGGUUUUCAAAAGUGUAAUGGCUUCUUCUCCAACUCUGAAAGCCCGCCUUGAGGCUGCAGUUAAGGGCAAUCAGGAAAGUGUCAAAGUCAAGCCAUCACCAUCUAAGCAGACUAAGAGCCCUGCAAAGAGCUCAAGCAUCCAAUUAAAGACUAAUUUUCUCUGACACUGUUUCUUUGCAACAAUAAGCACCUUAAUAUAAUACUUGAUUAUUUCUUUCUCUUUGGGGACAAAGGUGAAAUUUAGACACAAGUGUCCUUGGAGAUCUAGUUGAUUGCUGUCAUUUGCAAAGUUAAAACAAAUAUUUUUUGGAAGUUUUUGUCACAUUUUUCCACCCCCUUCCCACAUGCACUUAAUAAGGCCAUAGAGCUAUCAGAAAUCUUAACCAGGAAUUUAAAGAAAGUACUAAAGAACUGAAUUGACUGAACAUUUGAAAAUGAAAUGGGUUCCUUUCUAUUCUUAUGAUAUACUUAACUCUGUGACCAGUGUAGAUUUCACCGUAGUAUGAAUUAUCUGCACUUUUCAUGGAUUCUAGUUGCUAAUGGAAAUUUCUGCCUUAUUCUGGCAGUAUCAAGCUUUCUUGGAUUUCUCAAGCUACACGAGUGAUUAGAUCCAGGCAUAGUGGUACAAACCUAUAACCCUAGCACUUGGGAGGCAGAAGGACAACCACAAGUUUGAGGCCAGCUUAGUCUACAGAGAGUUCUAGCCUAGCCAAGGGUGCAUAGUGAGACUUUGUCUCAAGAAAAUAAAAUACUUGUCGUCCUUUUAUUAUUAUUAUUUUUGAGAGAGAGAGAGAGAAUGGGUGCACCAGGGCCUAUAGCCAAGACAAAUGAGCUCC
Molecule: messenger RNA, 7002 nt
Organism: Jaculus jaculus (lesser Egyptian jerboa)
Lineage: Eukaryota; Metazoa; Chordata; Mammalia; Rodentia; Dipodidae
Gene: Heatr5a
Product: HEAT repeat containing 5A
Exons: 36
Coding region: 196-6330 (2044 amino acids)
Biological process (GO): retrograde transport, endosome to Golgi; endocytosis; intracellular protein localization
Cellular component (GO): Golgi apparatus; endocytic vesicle; membrane
Source: RefSeq, a predicted model, not a curated record